Oryctolagus cuniculus (rabbit) is the source of this 1010-nucleotide messenger RNA. RefSeq names its product transmembrane protein 52 (gene TMEM52). The record is from RefSeq and is a predicted model, not a curated record. NCBI's taxonomy places the organism in Eukaryota, Metazoa, Chordata, Mammalia, Lagomorpha, Leporidae.
CGUGGCCCGGGGCCUUGGGGCGGGGCUUCCCGCGGACAAGGCCCGAACACGCGGUCAGGGUGCUGGGCGGGGCCUGCAGCGGGCGGGGCGCCCUGGAGCCACUCGGAGGCGGCCGGGUCCGGUGUCGGCGCGGAGCAUGGCCCCCGGCGGCCGCGGGCUCUCGCUGCUGCUGCUGCUGCUGCCUCUCCUGCUCCUGCCGCAGGUGGCGCUCGGCUUCGUUGACCGCCGCUGCGACCCCUCGGACCAGUGCCGCCGUCCCCGCAGGUGCCCGGCCCAGGCCCGUUGGAGCAGCCUGUGGCACGUGGGGCUCACCCUGCUCGCUGUCUUCCUGCUGCUGCUCUGCGGGCUCACGGCCAGCUGUGUCCGGUUCUGCUGCCUCCGGAAGCAGGCUCGUGUCCAGUCUCACUCGCCGUCCGCGUGGCAGCGCUGCCACCUGACAGUCAUCCGUGUGGACAGCGACAGCCCUGUGCACAGCACGGUGACCUCCUACAGCUCCGUGCAGUGCCCACUGGGCAUGCGGCCACCUCUGCCCUUUGGGGAGCUGGACCUGGACCCCCUGGCUCCUCCUGCCUACAGCCUCCACGCCCCCGAGCUGCCACCCUCCUACGAUGAGGCUGUGAAGAUGGCCAGACCCGGAGAGGAAGACCUGGCUCCCUCCCAGAAGCCCAGUGCUCUCCCCGGGGUCUCGAGCCCCUAGACCACUCCAGGGGCCCAGCGCCCAGGGCCCUAGGCUUGGUGCCCCCAGGAGGGGAUGAGCCAUCGGACCAGAGCUUGUGGUGCUGGGGCCUCGAGCCAGGGCCCCCCGGGGACAUGCUGCACGUGUCACAUGUGGCCCCGCUGCUCUGUGACGCCUGCCGGGCCCUCUGUCCACAGCUCCCGGAGGCUGCUGCCUUCUCAGCCCUGGGCCCAGCCCAGAGGUCCCCGCCCGGAGAUGGCCCAGGGGCCUGAGCCCAGGGAGCUCAAGGCUGCGCCAGCCACGGCUUUUGGGAGAGAAUAAAGUUUACACCUAA